Schistosoma haematobium is the source of this 2084-nucleotide messenger RNA. RefSeq lists its product as uncharacterized. NCBI's taxonomy places the organism in Eukaryota, Metazoa, Platyhelminthes, Trematoda, Strigeidida, Schistosomatidae. The record is from RefSeq and is a predicted model, not a curated record. Bases 160 to 1302 code for a protein of 380 amino acids. The transcript is spliced from 7 exons.
ACAGAGAACCAAUUUAAUUUUGUAAGCACGGGUUGUGGGUAUGCGUUACAAGUACACUCUUGGCGUUUUCGUGAAUUUUAGGUGUUACCGUGGUAUUUGUUAAAUUUCUCUGAAAUAGGAAGUUAAUUUGUGAUAUUUUAUAAAACGAUUGUUUUUGGGAUGGCACACAGCAGAACUGAACUUCCACAUAUACCGACAACUAAAGCAUCCGUGGUUUCUUAUCCCCAUCAGUCAAUAGAUUAUAUAAAAGAGAUACCGAAAUGUGAUCGUCAGAGCUUAGUUGAAUGGAGAUUAGGUGUUCAGGAAUCAAUUACUGUGGGAAUACUUGAAAAAAUUUCACUUCUAAAGGCUGAUAUGAUUGAACAUCUUAAAAGGUCAAACUUUCUGGAGCACGAACAGAAGUCUCAAAAGGAUAUUCUCAUCAACGAAAUUAAAACCCUACUUCAAAGCAUUGAGAAAAUCGAUUUAGAAGUUCGUAAAUUUGAAGAAAAUGUACGAGAUAAAUGGUCUACGGUGAAAGAUGCCGCUGUAAACCUAAAAAAUUUAGAAAAUCAUCAUUUAACUAGCUUAACGGAUGUAAGAAGUCGCAUAACGCGUUGUGACCAAGCUAUAUCGACAUUAUCACAAAGAACAAAUCAAACAAUUGAAGAAGUACGCCAAUUGGUGGAUACUCAUAAACAUGAUAUAAAUGAAUUGAAUGGUCAACUUAAAUUACAUGAACAUAAGUUUGCUGAAAUAACAAAUCAAAUUGAUCGUGAUAAUGUUAAAUUUAACUCCGCUGUUCAGCGUUUAGAGGAGACAUUAUAUAAACAAAUUGCCGAUGUUGAAAGACGUUUACAACAAAAGAUCAGUGAAUUACAGAAUGAAAUUCAAGUAUCUAUUCAACAAUGUCAAGAUGAAAAAAGAUCCUUAGAAUCACGUUUGCUUGAUAGUAUACACACAAUGGCAGCAAACCUUGAAAAUCGUAUUGCAUUUGUUGAAGAGAAAACAAAUGAAUUAAAAAUUGAUGAAGAAUUAUACGAUCGAGUUGAUAAUAUCGAAGCAAAUUCAUCAAAUUUUAAACAACAAGUUUUGAGAACAUUUAAAGAAAUAGAAACUCGAAUGAAUAAACUUUCUGAUGAUUUAUAUGAACACCAUAGUCAAACAAUUGAAACAGUACGUGAAGAAAUGCGUCAAGGUUUUCAUACAAUGCAUGAUACAUUAACUAGUGCAAAAUCUGUAUUAGAAAAUAAAUUACGUAUAUCUGAAGAAACAUUACAUAUGGAAUUAAGUCAAUUAAGAAAAUUAAUAGUUUUAGUAUAAACUGAUCAUUUGUUUAAAUUAUUAACAAUGAAUGAUAAAGUAUGAUAUUCACUUCAUUUCACUUAAUCGGAUAGAAACAUAUUCUUUAAAACAAAUUAUCUACAUUAAAUGUUCCUUUUUUACAUUGGAAUCUUGUAGACAAAUAAUCUAUAUACUGUUUUAUUAUUAUUGUCUAUUGUAUAUGUGGUUAUUAUUGUUCUUUAUAAUACUACUGAAAUAUGUACCUUCUAAUUAUUAUAAGUAGUAUGUUUCUGUAUACGUAUUUUACAAUGUGUUUCUUAUUAAAUGAUUUUUUACUCCUGUUUACUAGAAACGACUUCCUACAUUAUUUGAAACUUCAUUGUUUAAUGAGUUAUAUUUACGAUAAAACAAUUAAUUCAGUAACUAUUUCAUUGAAGAAUGGUAACAAGUGUCAUUCAUAAAGUUAAAUUCUUAGAACAAGAAUACAUUACAUAAUUCUCUAAUACAUUUUAUUUAACUGAAUUAUUUUUAAAUAUGAUUUACAUAAAAGUAUCAUUAUAAAAUUCAAAAUUUACGCUGUAAUUACGAUUAACAAUUCAGAUCUGGAAUUCUAAGAGUUAUUGAUACUCCAUUAAACCACAUUUUAAUCUAUUCUAUUCGUUAUUCCAAUCAAAUACCUAAAUCUUUAAGAAAUCAGUUAUUUCUGAGAAAUGUUACUUUUAUUAUUUUGUGAAAUAUAAACUUUUUUUUAAUGCAGGUUAUGAAUGUAUCUCUGUGUUAAGCACUAAUUACUAAAGAAAAUAGAAGUAUAGUUGUUUUCA